Messenger RNA from Penicillium brevicompactum, 1770 nucleotides. Its product is annotated as bifunctional C97 family peptidase/thioredoxin family protein. Gene Ontology annotation, biological process: protein modification by small protein removal. Bases 1 to 1770 code for a protein of 589 amino acids. The transcript is spliced from 4 exons. NCBI's taxonomy places the organism in Eukaryota, Fungi, Ascomycota, Eurotiomycetes, Eurotiales, Aspergillaceae. Gene Ontology annotation, molecular function: peptidase activity. The record is from RefSeq and is a predicted model, not a curated record.
AUGGAUGUUCAGCUUUACGUGUAUGACCUGUCCAAGGGUCUGGCACGAAUGUACUCUCUUGCUCUGACAGGGACACAAAUGGAUGCCAUCUAUCAUACCUCCAUUGUGCUGAACGGGGUCGAAUAUUAUUUUGGCCAAGGCAUCCAGACUUCCGUCCCAGGGAGCACUCACCACGGACAGCCCAUGGAAGUCGUGAAAUUGGGCACCACUGAGCUUCCAAGCGAUGUCAUCGAAGAAUAUCUCGGUUCUUUGUCGACGAUUUAUACACCAGAGUCAUAUGAUCUGUUUCUUCACAACUGUAACAAUUUCACGCAAGAUCUAUCCAUGUUCCUUGUUGGCAAAAGCAUUCCAGAGCGCAUCAUCAACCUGCCUCGGGAGUUCCUUCAAACCCCAUUCGGGCAGAUGAUGAAACCACAAAUCGAGUCUGCAUUGAAAGGCGUCACCCAAGGUACCGGCCCAAGUCCUAUUCCAGGACCAAGUGCUCGACCUGCCGCGCCUGCGGCGCCCCCGGCAGCGAAGCCGGUGGUCCCUUCACCGGCCGGGACCGUUCGAGUUGUGAGCAAUCUGAACCAGCUCGAGAAUGAACUCAGGAGUGCAUCGAACUCCUGCGCGGUCAUCUUUUUCACAUCGGCGACAUGCCCGCCAUGCAAGGCUGUUUAUCCGAUCUACGAUCAACUCGCGGCCGAGGCCGGUGAUCGAGGCACCCUUAUCAAGGUGGAUAUCAGCAUGGCGCGCGAUGUGGGCAUGAAGUACAGUGUGCGUGCAACACCCACCUUCAUGACAUUCGUGAAAGGUCAAAAGCUCGAUGAAUGGAGUGGAGCUAGUCCGUCCCAGAUCACUGGUAAUGUCCGUAUGCUCCUCGAAAUGGCACACCCGACGCACCCCCAUCGCCAACUUCGUCUCCCAAGCCUCCAGCGCCAGAUCACGAACUUUGUGACGUACAAAAAGGCACCGCCGCUCGAUAAACUCUUGCAAAAGUUACCAGUGGAGUUCAAAGAAGGUCGGGGUGUUGGAGAGGUGAUUGAAUUCGUUCAACUUCGACAUUCUAGCGGCACAGAACCUGCAGCCGAUACCAGAGUCCCUGAUUUGCACACCUUUGCCACGACAUUGAACUCGGUAUACUCAAAGCUUCCCAGUGACAGUCACUUUGCAGUUGUCGAUUUAGUCCGACUUCUUCUGUUGGAUCCCCGUGCAAGUGGAUAUUUCGCCGAAGAAGCAGGACACGCAACUUUGCUCACCAUUCUCGCGCCCCUGGCACAAGACGACACCUCAUCAUCUCCAUACAACCUUCGCAUCGUUGCUCUUCAACUCGCCUGCAAUCUCUUCAGCACCCCUCUAUACCCAGCACAGCUUACUUCCUCAUCUUCGCCUCUACGUUCAACUUGUCUCAGCUUUGCAACCAACUCCCUUCUAGAUUCACAUGCAAACCUGCGUGUCGUUGCGGCCUCGUUUGCAUACAACCUCGCUGCAUUCAACCACAACGCCCGUUUCGACGGGAAAGCCGACGCCCUGUCGGAGGAAGACCAAGUCGAGCUGACCGCAUCUUUACUGGAGGCUGUCUCGCGAGAGGAUCAGAGCGUGGAGGCGCUGCAUGGCUUGCUGUAUGCAUUAGGGCUAUUUGUCUACGAAGCUCCGAUGGACGGGUCUUUGGUCGAUCUCUGUCGUGCGAUGGGUGUGGCAGAUACUCUUUCCGAGAAGAUGAAGGUCCAGGCUGUAAGCAAGGAGCCACUUCUCAAGGAGCUGAGGGAGUUGUUUAGCAAGGGACUAUGA